This is a messenger RNA of Sturnus vulgaris (Common starling), 3016 nucleotides long. It is a transcript of the gene WASF3, whose product is annotated as WASP family member 3. Gene Ontology annotation, molecular function: actin binding; Arp2/3 complex binding; protein kinase A regulatory subunit binding. NCBI's taxonomy places the organism in Eukaryota, Metazoa, Chordata, Aves, Passeriformes, Sturnidae. The record is from RefSeq and is a predicted model, not a curated record. Gene Ontology annotation, biological process: positive regulation of Arp2/3 complex-mediated actin nucleation; actin cytoskeleton organization. Gene Ontology annotation, cellular component: SCAR complex; cytoskeleton.
CCUUGAGAAAAAUAAAGCUGUAUCAUGAAAUAUUUAGCACAAAUCAGUUAAAACUGUCUGGAUUCUACUCAUGCAUAUUUUACUAAAUGUUUUUUUUUUUUUUUUAGCUAAUCACUGAACCAAACCCCAUUUUUAAUGCAUAUUUUUAAUUAUUCUGUUACUGAAAGACUAAGUUAAAUUUGUCUGUUUACAGAAAAAGCUACCUGAGUGUGCCAGGAAGUUAGAGAACAGCUGUCUCCUCAAACCUGUAAACAGUACAGAUCUUCUGCACUCCUUUUUAAAAGAUUGUGAGCCAUGCCUUUGGUGAAAAGGAACAUUGAACCACGGCAUCUCUGCCGAGGAGCUCUGCCAGAGGGAAUUACAAGUGAGCUGGAAUGUGUAACGAAUAGCACUCUUGCUGCUAUCAUACGCCAGCUAAGCAGCUUAAGCAAACAUGCUGAAGACAUAUUUGGUGAAUUGUUUAAUGAGGCCAACAGCUUCUACAUCAGAGCAAAUUCCCUCCAAGACAGAAUUGAUCGCCUUGCUGUCAAAGUCACCCAGCUGGAUUCAACAGUGGAAGAGGUAUCCUUACAGGACAUCAACAUGAAAAAAGCAUUCAAGAGCUCAACAGUUCAAGACCAGCAGGUAGUUUCAAAGAACAGCAUUCCGAACCCGGUGGCUGAUAUUUAUAAUCAAAGUGACAAACCACCACCUCUGAACAUUCUUUCACCUUAUAGGGAUGAUAAGAAGGAUGGAUUGAAGUUCUAUACUGAUCCUUCCUAUUUUUUUGAUCUUUGGAAAGAAAAAAUGUUACAAGAUACUGAAGAUAAGCGAAAAGAAAAGAGGAGACAAAAGAGAGAGAAACACAAGCUGAAUCCAAACAGAAACCAGCAAAUUAAUGUGAGAAAAGUAAGAACAAGAAAAGAAGAGUGGGAGAGAAGGAAAAUGGGCAUUGAGUUCAUGAGUGACGCAAAGAAAAUGGAACAGGCAGGAAGCAUGAAAGAGGACAAAAUGCCCAAAGGGUCCCAUGCAUCUGAUGUUACAGAUUAUUCUUAUCCUGCGACUCCGAAUCAUUCCCUCCAUCAGCAGAUAGCAAUGCCUUCCUAUGGAGCAGGAGAUGGUCCACAGUACAUGGCAGCAUCCCAAAGCCACGAGCAUGAGUACAGACCACCCUCCACCACUGUGCGACACGCCACUUUAAACAGACCUCAGCAACCGCCUCCACCGCCACCCCAGCCUGCAGAUGGCCAGCACAGCUCAGUACCUGUGGUGCCAGCAGAAUAUGGGAUGCUCCCAGCUCAGAUGGUGGAUUAUUACAAUCCUACAGGUCCUCCCCCUCCUCCUCCUCCCCCUAUGAUUCCUUCAGCACAAACUGCAUUUGUUAGUCCCCUUCAGCUUCCUGUGCCACCUUCCCAUUCCGGACUGGUGACUGGCUCUACAUAUGCAGCUACUCAUCCUCCUCCUUCUAGUGGGCUUGUUGUCACUGCUCCUCCUCCUCCGGGCCCACCUCCUCCCCCUCCAGGCCCUCCUGCUGCAGGUGCAUCCCUCUCUUCCUCCCCCAUGCACGCUCCUCCAGCGUCGGAGGCGAAGCAGGCACCGAUGAGCGAUGCACGGAGUGAUCUUCUGGCUGCCAUCAGGAUGGGAAUUCAGCUGAAGAAGGUGCAGGAGCAGCGUGAGCAGGAGGCGAAGCGCGAGCCCGUUGGCAAUGACGUGGCCACCAUCCUGUCGAGGCGCAUUGCCGUGGAGUACAGCGAUUCCGACGACGACUCGGAGUUCGAUGAGAACGACUGGUCAGAUUGAACGUGGUCCAAGCCUGCUGGCAACUACAUUAAAUACUUGGCUUCAGUGAUUGCUUUGUUAGCAAGAUGUAAAGCAGGACGUUGACGUGUAUUAAGGGUAGUAAGAGAAGUGCUAAAAUUGAAUUGGUAUUAUUCAGAACGCUGUAGCUUAGCAACUCUGGUAAUAAUGAUGUGAUUAUGCUUAUGCAGAUCAGAAACUUGUCUUACUUUCAGUAUUUACUGCAUAAUACUUAAGUGCCACUAAAUGUAGCAACUUGUGCUGCGUGCAAAAUAUGCUGCAGUUGUUGCACUGUUACAGAACCAGCAUUUUAUUUUACUUUCCUGUUCUUGAAGGGAUAAAAUAUAUUUUUUUGACUUUACAUCUUAUUCUUUUAAUUAUGUAAGCAACUUAGAUACUUGUGAAUUGGUCUGGUUGUUAGUCUUUGAGAACAGCUAACUGUAUGGCUGAGUGAAAUGUUGAGUUCCAUAAAUAUGACUUCUAGCUUUUUUAUUAGGUACUAAUUAUGCCCACCUUAGUCUAUUUUUAACCACUUCUGGGCUUGAGUUUUUAUGCAUACAGAAUUGAUUUUAUACUAUCUUCCUUUUUAUCUUAAAAAUGUAGCAGAUGAGGAAAUGUAUACUUUGAAGAAUGAACCCACAUGAUCAAAAAAGAAUAUUUGGUGAGCAGACAGGAUAUGUCUGUAACAGUACCAGCUCUAAGUUGCUGGCUGCUUGUUGGGAAGAGCGUUGGGGGGUCUCUGUUGUGUGGCAGAUGCAUGUCCGUGCUAUAAAUGAAAAUGAAAAUAUCUGUAGAGCUUUUCAGUCUUAUGAUAAGAUCAGCUGGAUGCAGGAUAGACCUGAUGGAAACCCUGUGGCUGUUGCAGUACAGAAAUGCUACUGCUGUUACUAAAAACUGGAACAAUCUGGAUCUAGCAAUCAGAUACAUUUCACAAGUAUUGGUCUUUCUGCCUGUCAGUAAAAAGUGUGUAAAUAAGUUCAGUUGUUGUUGAGUUAUACAUGUGUAGUCAUGUAGCACAUUGACUCAGAAUUCUUACUUUGAAUGUAUUUCUUUCCCAGUACAUCCCAUGGAUAAAACACGGGCAGUUAAAGCAGUUUUGAUGGCUGUUGAGGUUCUAUGCCAUAUAUAUAUAUAUACACUCACUUUCUUGGUAUUUUCCUAGGCAUAGUUGCUGCCAUGAAGUCUGCUUUGACUGUCUCUGUUUUCCUUGUUUUCCUUUUUUUUUUUUAAUCAUCAGUAC